AUGUCUUCCGACAUUGCCGAUGAGACAUCAGUCCCCACUUCAAAAUGGAAAGAAUGCCUCAAAAUGGCACUUCCCCACGUUGGCCUCUAUUUGUUCCUCUUCAUUUACUUGUUGGUUGGAGCGAAAGCUUUCUAUUGGAUCGAAUAUGAAGUUGAUAAAAGGAUACAAGCGACUAAAUUAAACAAAAUCAAAGAGAUAUAUCGUAGUAUUGCAUCAGAAAUAAGAGAUAUGUCCGGUGAUAACAAUGUGUGGAAGCUCUCAGAGGAUAAUAUCUUCCGCCAAUUAUCCAAAUUAUCAUCAAUUCACGAGAACAGACCUUUUCAUUUGGACCCCAGUUUGAACUCCGUGGAUGCUUUACCACCACGAUGGAGUGAAAGUAGCUCGUUCCUAUAUGCCUUGAGUAUACUGACAACCACAGGGUACUCUAAUGCUGUGCCUGUAACUCCAAUGGGACAAAGCGCAGCUAUAAUCUAUGGCCUAAUCGGAAUACCUCUGAUGGUUUUAGCAGCCGUUGAUAUUGGCAGAUUUCUCUCACAUAUAGUUCUAACUUUGUAUUCAAAAUAUAGCAUCAUUUGGAAAAAAUAUUGCGUGAAAGAAGAUCCAAUGAAACAUGUAUGUGGUAAGAAGUCCACCUCAAGUUUGAGGCACAGAGUUUCAAUAAGAUCGCAUAAGAGUUCACGUUCACGAAGUGAAAUAGUAGAGGAUGUUGUGGAAGAGAACCAAGCGGAAAAGGAAAAAGAGCGAACAACUAAGCUCCCCUUAAGUAUAACAGGAUCUAUUCUAUUGGUAUUCUGUAUGUUAGGGGGUGUAACAUACAUUGCUGCUGGUGGUCAAGCAACUUUCAUCGAGGCGUUCUUUGUAACGUUCAACCUCGUGGCUAAUUUAACCAUGAGCGAAAUGCCAAACGAUCUGAAUCAUGUUCUUACCAUAAUUUAUAUUUUCGUGUUUGUGACCUUCGGGGUUGCCGUAUUAUCAAUGUGCGCUGAACUGGCUGCUUCUGAAUUGAAGGAAAUCUUCUUGAAAAUUCACUAUUUCGGACGUAAGAUUAAUUUCAAGCGUAAACAAAAGAAAGAACAAAUGGAGGUUGAAGUUAAAGAACUACUGAAAAUAAUAGAAGAGAUUAGACGAAGAUAUCCUGAUAAGGAACAUAUCACAUCUUUGGACAUCCUUCAGUAUAUGCAUGAAGCGACUGCUAUGAAUGCUUUGACUGAAAGACGAGACACAAUAGCUUUCAUGCCUCAAACGAUGGAAAUUCUACGAUUUGCUGAUGAACAAGAUAUGGAGGAAAGAAGCUGUAGUAGAAUAGAAGAGGCUCCGUUGAUUGACAGGACAAGUCGAAUGGUUGAUGUACUGCAGUUCUCCCAUGAUGUAGAUUUGGAAAACAAAUUCUAUCAUGAACUGCGGAAGUACACGAGGGAAAUGAACCGGCAAACUGUAACAGCGACGCUAAUUCUGAAAAUAGACGGCUAUACUUCUGGAACUAGGCUUUAA
Auanema sp. JU1783 is the source of this 1491-nucleotide messenger RNA. NCBI's taxonomy places the organism in Eukaryota, Metazoa, Nematoda, Chromadorea, Rhabditida, Rhabditidae. The record is from the annotation of a GenBank genome assembly.